This is a messenger RNA of Drosophila bipectinata, 444 nucleotides long. RefSeq names its product kallikrein-6-like. NCBI's taxonomy places the organism in Eukaryota, Metazoa, Arthropoda, Insecta, Diptera, Drosophilidae. Gene Ontology annotation, molecular function: serine-type endopeptidase activity. Gene Ontology annotation, biological process: proteolysis. The record is from RefSeq and is a predicted model, not a curated record.
AUGAUCAUUCACGAGAAAUAUGAACCUGUAAGCAAAAGGAACAACCUGGCCUUGCUGAAGCUUUCGGAACCAUUGAAGCUAUCCAGGAAUAUUGAGGAAGCCCCGCUGGCCGGCAUCGUCCCGAAGGUUAACUCACUAGCCAAGGUGGCUACUUGGCGCAAAUCAAUUUUCUUUUAUCAUCUUUCCGUCAUUGAGGAAGCUAUCAUUAGCAAAGACGAAUGCUCGAAGGCAUUAGACAAUAGUGCUUUACAAGCUGCCCUUGCUACUGAGACGAUUUGUGCCCAAAACAAAAUCUUAGGCGCCUGCGACAAGGACUUAGGAGCGCCCUUGAUUUCCAGAGGACAACUGGCUGGAAUACUUACCAACCCAAGCUGCUCCUCGAAGCCGGAUGUCUAUACGAGUGUGGUACAAUACAAAACUUGGCUGGAGGCGAAUACUGAGUAA